Messenger RNA from Aspergillus puulaauensis, 1278 nucleotides. Its product is annotated as NAD(P)/FAD-dependent oxidoreductase. The record is from RefSeq and is a predicted model, not a curated record. The coding region runs from base 1 to 1278 and encodes 425 amino acids. Lineage: Eukaryota; Fungi; Ascomycota; Eurotiomycetes; Eurotiales; Aspergillaceae. The transcript is spliced from 3 exons. Gene Ontology annotation, molecular function: sarcosine oxidase activity; flavin adenine dinucleotide binding; saccharopine oxidase activity.
AUGACUCCCCCCCAGCUAACCCAACCCAUACUUAUCAUCGGAGGCGGGACAUUCGGAACAACAACCGCCUACCAUCUGUCCAAAAAGGGCUACACAAAUGUCACCGUCCUCGACCGUUUCCCCGUUCCCUCCUUCGAGGCCGCCGGCAACGACAUCAACAAAAUCAUCCGCACCGAAUACCCAGAGCCCCUCUACACCAAGCUAGCAAGCGACUCACGAGACAUCUGGCGCGACCCGAAUGGUUUAUUUGCCGGGCUGUACCACCCCAGCGGUUGGAUCAUCGGGGCCACAGACCGCUCCACGCCCUUCGUGGAAGCUUCCAUGAAAAGCGCAAGGGAUCUUGGAGUUGACCCUCCGCAGCUUGUCUCGACGCAGGAAAUCCAUCAGCAGUGGCCUGCGAUGGACGGGGACUUCACGGGGUGGAAGUCGUAUUGGAGCCCGAAUGCCGCGUGGGUGAAUGCCCGUGAAGGUAUUGUUAGAAUGGCCCGAGAGGCGACGAAGGCCGGUGUCAAGUAUGUAUCCGGAAACCCGGGGUACGCGAAGCAGUUGCUCUAUGAUGAGAAGCAAGCUUGUAUCGGGGUGGAGUGUGCAGAUGGCACGGCCUACUUUGGCAGCCAGAUUAUCCUAGCGGCUGGCGCUGCGGCUGGUUCUCUCUUGGAUCUCGAGGGCCAGAUUGUGGCAAAGGGACACGCUGUGGGCCAUAUCCAGCUUACUCCGGAGGAGGUCGAGGAGUAUAAGAGCAUGCCCAUUCUGGAUCAUCUAGAAGGAGGCAUUCUAUUCCCACCACAGGAAGACGGGAUCAUGAAGAUCGGCGCUGUUCAUUUUGUGACCAACUAUGCAAAGUCCCUGAAUGGAACAUCGCUCCCUCGAUACCGCUCAGACAACCCUCAGGAUGGGAUUCCCGCCGUGGUGGAGGCUCGUCUUCGCAAAUGGAUGGAGACCUGUGUACCAAGAUUGGCUCAUAGGGAGUGGACUGAAACUCGAAUAUGCUGGGACGGAGACAUGGCUGACUACCACUUCCUCAUCACCUCCCAUCCCAAACACAGGAACCUCAAAAUCGCCAUCGGGGGGUCAGCGCAUGGAUUUAAAUUCCUACCCGUGCUCGGGAAAUACAUUGUCGAGAUGAUGGAGGGCACUCUAGAUCCUGAAAUUGGGCAGAAGUGGAGGUGGCGGCCUGGGGCGCAACUGUCGGACUAUUCAACGAACCCUCAUCCGGAGAGUCCUGAGGAUCUGAAUGACAUGCCUGGUUGGGGCGAACCUGUUAAGAGCUCUUUGUAA